Paramuricea clavata is the source of this 330-nucleotide messenger RNA. The record is from the annotation of a GenBank genome assembly. Lineage: Eukaryota; Metazoa; Cnidaria; Anthozoa; Malacalcyonacea; Plexauridae.
AUGCCAGUAAAGUUUGGUGUUCUGCAAGGAUCUGUUGUUGGUCCAAUUCUGUUUUCAUUGUUCUGUAACGACCUACCAGAUACCAAUAAUUCGGAUGAUGGAGAUAUUUAUAUGUAUGCAGAUGAUACCACGCAAUAUGCCAUUGGACCAACGCAAGAUCUUGUUGCAGAAAUGCUCAACAAGAUUUUGAGUAAACUGUAUCUCUGGCGUUGCCACCAUCAAUUAACACCUCAUCCAGAUAAAACUGAGUAUAUGAUCAUGAGUCCUCUUCAGUGCUUAAAGUUAGGUGAGAGUCAGAUAAAACGCGUGUCGAGUCAACAAGAUGCUUAG